GAAUCCCAUAAUCACGUGACCACGUUCGGGGCAGACGCGAGGCAUUCCCCGCCACUUUUGACAAGGAUAUUUUAGAAAAGGGAGACGUAGAAGCUUUCCAGCAUGCCGGCAGCUCGUCAGCGCAAACGUGUCGGAGGCGCGGGAGGAGGGAAGAAGAUACGGAUGACAGACGAACCAGACUUAUCGGAGGUUCCAGACGUCCCAAGUGACAUCAUCAGUGAACCACCUUCAGAGGUUCCUUUACCUGCACCUGAGCCAGAAACAACCGAUCCGUUUGAAGAACCUCCUCCAAAACCACCACCCAAGAGAAAGAGAAAUCAGAAGAAAGAUGAUUCUGGUAAGAAGAAGAAGGGAGAUGGAGCAGGUCCUCGCCGUGGCAAAACGGACGACGAUUUAUUGGAAGGGAGUCUGUUUGAUGUGGUCCGAGCUGGCAAAGCAUCGUUACAGGCUGUUGUGGACGACUGGAUCGAGUCCUACAAGGCAGAUAGAGAUGCAGCUCUUCUUGAUCUCAUCCAGUUCUUCAUCCAGUGCUCUGGAUGUAAGGGGAAGAUAACUCCGUAUAUGUACGCAAACAUGGAACAUGCAGAGAUCAUCAGGAAAAUGACCGAAGAGUUUGAUGAAGACAGCGGCGACUACCCUCUGAUCAUGAGUGGGCCGCAGUGGAAGAAGUUCAAGCAGAACUUUAACGAGUUUGUUCAGGUGUUGGUUCGUCAGUGUCAGUACAGCAUCAUCUACGACCAGUACAUGAUGGACAACGUCAUCUCGCUGCUCACUGGACUCACCGACUCCCAGGUUCGAGCCUUCCGACACACCAGCACACUUGCAGCCAUGAAACUGAUGACGGCACUAGUGGACGUUGCCCUCAAUCUCAGCAUCAACCUGGACAACACUCAGAGACAGUACGAGUCUGAGCGUGCCAAGCAACAGUCCAAGAGGGCCACUGACAGGCUGGAUCUACUCAUGACUAAAAGACAAGAGUUGGAAGAAAACCAGGCCGAAAUCAGGAACAUGUUGACGUACAUCUUCAAGGGCGUGUUUGUUCACAGAUACAGAGACACCCAACCUGAGAUCAGAUCUAUCUGCAUGAUGGAGAUCGGCGUAUGGAUGAAGAAAUAUCCCUUUAUGUUCCUCGACGACAGCUAUCUCAAAUAUGUCGGCUGGCUGCUGUAUGACAAGGUUGGUGAUGUGAGAUCGUGGUGUUUGAAGACCCUGUCUCCACUCUAUGAUUCCUACGAUCUGUCUGGAAAACUGGAACUUUUCACCAACAGGUUCAAGGACCGUAUUGUUGAGAUGACUCUGGACAAGGAGUAUGAUGUUGCUGUGCAGGCUGUCAAGUUGGUGGUCAGCAUUCUCAGGUACAGUGAUAAUGUGUUGUCAGACAAGGACAGCGAGAAUGUGUACGAGUUGGUUUAUUCAUCCCACCGUCAGGUGGCGCAGGCGGCCGGGGAUUUCCUCAACACCAAGCUCUUCAAACGUGACGACGAAGCAACGAAGAAUCUCAAGUCGGCUAAGGGGAAGAAACGGAGUCCCAACACUCCACUCAUCAGAGACUUGGUGCUCUUCUUCAUCGAGAGUGAGCUCCACGAACAUGCGGCGUACCUGGUGGACAGCCUGUGGGAGAUCAAUGAGAUGAUGAAGGAUUGGGAGUGUAUGACUGAUCUGCUGUUGGAGGAACCUGGCAGAGGAGAGGAAGCCCUGGAUGACAGACAGGAGACAAGUCUCAUUGAGAUCAUGGUGUGUUGUGUGAAGCAGGCAGCAACUGGAGAGUCUCCUGUUGGCAGAGGACCCAACAGGAAGCUGACGGCCAAGGAAACCAAGCAGGUGCUUGAGGACAAGACGAAGCUGACGGAACACUUCAUCGUCACUCUGCCGCAGCUGCUGCUGAAGUACCUGAUGGACCCAGAGAAAGUAGCCAAUCUGCUGCUCAUCCCCCUGUACUUUGACCUUGACAUCUACACAUCAAGUCGGCAGGAAAAGCAUUUGGAAUUGUUGUUGCGUUAUCUACAAGAAACUGUUGACAAGCACACAGAUACAGAGGUGCUGGAGGCGUGCGCCAAGUGCUUCGAGUAUUUCUGCAGCGACGAGUAUGCCGUUGCUGGCAAAUGUGAUGUGGCGAGGAAGACUGUUAUUGACGGUCUUACUGUAAAGUUCAGAGAAGCUUUGCAAGACUAUUUCACAGAGGGGGAGCAACCAGAUGAUGAUGAAACCUUCGCUCUGGCGGCCAGCUUAAAGAGGAUGUAUGCAUUCAACAGUUGUCAUGAUCUGAGCAGCUGGGAUGUUUGGGAGGAUGUGUUCCACAUUGUCAAGACAGCCAACGAACAUGGUGGCAUGCCAGAAGAGAUCAUCUGUAGUGCUAUGUCGACAUGUUCCAUGUAUUUACUGUGGGGACAACAAGCUCUGGACGAACACAAUCCAGACAAGGAACAAAUGAAGUUGCUGAGACGACGUUUAAACGAGCUGAUGAAGAACUGUCAUGAUCUCAUGUUUCAUCAGCUGUCCAGGGUGAAUGAGGAGGCAUAUGUGACAAUCUGUGACCUGCUGGUCGUGUUCAGCAAGCACCUGGGAGAAAACGCUGUAAUGAAACCACUUGUGUACGAACCAGAUAAAAACAUGCAUCUUCAUCUGAGCAACUUCCUGUCAGAGAAAGUCUUCGUGGAGGAUGAUGACGAUGAUGUUGAUGAGAAUGUCAAGAUUGAGGAGCUCCACAAGAGAAGAAACUUCCUGGCCUGUUUCUGUAAGCUCAUCGUCUAUAACAUCGUCUCCAUCAAAGUCGGCGCCGACAUGUUUAAACACUACAUGAAGUUCUACAACGAUUAUGGAGACAUCAUCAAGGCUACAUUAAGCAAAGCCAGAGAAAUCAACAAGAUCACAACGGCCAAAACACUGGCCCUCAGUCUAACACAACUUUUCAAAGAGUUACAAGUGGAGCAGGGUCAGAUUGAGAGAUCGUCUGAUGCGUUCCAGUCUAUAAAGGAAUUGGCCAGAAGAUUUGCAUUGUCUUUUGGUCUGGAUCAAGUCAAAAACAGGGAGGCAGUUGCUGCCAUGCAUAGGGAGGGGAUCAUAUUCAGUCUACUGAGCCAAGAGGGACGUGAUCCCGCUGACGCCCCUCACAACAUCGCCUUCCUUGAAGUCCUGUGUGAAUUCACCAACAAGUUGAUGAAACAAGACAAGAAGACAGUGGUUCAGUAUCUGGACAAGCAGUUGCCGCAGGGUAUGCCAGUGAGCGGUAGUGAGGAAUGGCAGCCAUUGCUGACCUACAGAAACAGCUUGGUGCAGGGCGAGGGGGAGAUUAACCCCAUCACACUGAAGGAAGCCACAAAACGCCGCUACGGCAAGCGGAAACAAGAUGGUGGGUCCCAGCCAAAAGCUGAUGAUAGUGGGUUUGAACCCCAGACCCCUGCCCCGAUGACCGUCCCCCCACUGACGUCGACUGUCCAGAAGCGACGGAGAAUAGACGAGACUAUCUCAGAACAGGGCUCUGAGCAAGACUUUGUGGACGAUACUUCCAGCGCAGCAGCGAUGGGGAUGACACAGUCACAGGUGUCGUGGCUCAACAGCCAGAAACAACAGCAGGAGAUGCAGAGGACGGCAGAUGUCACGUAUGGCAGAGGUCAACACCAGCAAGUCUCUGGAUAUCCCCAGCAACACUCGGUGCCGUCGGAGAGUGACCAGGCCAGCAACAUAUCGGAGUUCUCCAGCCCUGUCCCUACUCCACAGACCCCACAGGGAUACUACCACCACCCUCAACAACACCAGCAGCAGCUACAACAGCAACAUCCACAGCAACAGCAGCAACACCCACAACAAGGUCAAUUUUAUGGCGGAGGCCUGCUUGGCGAGAACCAUUAUGUUGAUGAUGCUUCAGCCAGGCACCAUAUUGUCCACCCCCAGUCAUCGGAUGUCAACAGUCACCAGGGGUACUGAACAACUACGCCCCCUCGACACCCAGCACCUGAUCUU
Haliotis rubra (blacklip abalone) is the source of this 3960-nucleotide messenger RNA. Its product is annotated as cohesin subunit SA-2-like. Gene Ontology annotation, biological process: sister chromatid cohesion. Gene Ontology annotation, cellular component: chromatin; nucleus; cohesin complex. NCBI's taxonomy places the organism in Eukaryota, Metazoa, Mollusca, Gastropoda, Lepetellida, Haliotidae. Gene Ontology annotation, molecular function: chromatin binding. The record is from RefSeq and is a predicted model, not a curated record.